AUGAAUUCGGAUAUAGUGGCAAUAUGGACUGUGCCUCUAUACGAUAAGAUGCAUAAGAUUGAAUUUGAGCAUGGUACUACAACCGGGAAAAGAAUCAUUAGGGUUGACGGAAGGGAAGUCCUCAGAAAAGAUUGGAUGUUUAAACUCGUAGGUCGUGAAACGUUUUCCAUCGAGAAAAUCAAAUGUGCAAUUACUGUAGAAGCUAUUGGAACAUUUGAUUACGAGUAUAGUUUGGAAGUAAAUGGCAAAAGUUACGAAAAAUUUCGCGAAGAACAGAAAAGGUCGCUAAAAAUCUGGUUGGCGAUUAUCGAUGGUGAAGAGACUCGGAUUUGUCUCGAAAAGGGAACUAUGGAUAUAUGGGUAAAUGAUACAAAAAUUGAUUCAGCUGGUGAAUUUGUUGAAGAUGGAACAGAAACACAUUUCGAAGUCGGUCGUAAUAUUUGCUGUAUCAAGGCGAUAAGCAGUGGUAGAAAGAACAUUGGUAUUGUCCAUCGACUUUUUGUGAAUGAAAAGGAAAUACCUUCACUCGACGAUCAAAAAAUCCAAACGUAA
Dracunculus medinensis (Guinea worm) is the source of this 552-nucleotide messenger RNA. The record is from the annotation of a GenBank genome assembly. NCBI's taxonomy places the organism in Eukaryota, Metazoa, Nematoda, Chromadorea, Rhabditida, Dracunculidae.